ACUACAUCCCCCAUCAUGCGCUGGGACAAACCGGAAGUGGCGUACAGGGCGCUUGAAUUCCGAAUGUCUGAAGGAAAUCCAAGCAACGAUGCUGCGGGACCGCGUAAUCCAAUGGGCAGGGGGCUUGUGGGACGCAGAUCUUCUGCUCCUGUCACCCCGGGUCGCCUCCCAUCAAUCCGCUCCCGAGAUCUCACGCUUGGAGGAGUCAGGAAAAAAACAUUUGCUCCCAACAUCAUCAGUAGGAAGAUAAAGGAAGAGCCCAAGGAGCAAGUGUCUGUGAAGGUAGAACGUGCAGAGCGUGGAAGGGACCGUCGAGAUGGAGCAGGAAGAGGGCGAGGGAAGCCCCAAGUCAUACAGAGUCACUCCAUCUUUGAGCAGGGACCAGCUGAACAGCUCAAGAAGAAAAUUGGAUGGGAUGGUCCUGCAGAAUCCACUGACUUUGGCCCGUCACACAUCAUUAACAUAAAACGAGAGAAGCGAGAAACCGAGGAGGAGACCAAGGAGAUCCUGCGCAUGCUGGAGAAUGACAAGUUUCUUGAUGACCCCGGGCUCAGGAAUGAUUCUCAAAAUCAUCCAGUGCAGAUCCCACUUGCCCAUUCUGGCUGGCUCUUUAGAGAAGAUGCUGAAGAGGAGGAUAUAAAGCCUGUUCAAGGAGAUCUUAAGGAUGAAAAGAUGGAAGUAGAUGAUCCGUCUCAGGUGAAAGUGAAGGAAGAACCAAUGGAGGACGAUGCUGGUGCAUGGAAGCCUGGGAUGUCCUCUGCAAAAGCUCCCAUAAUUAAGAAACCCCCUGAAACAAAGGAUGUGUCCUUCCCAGAGAUGCUGGAAUCUUUAAAGAUUUCUGAUGAAGAAUGUCUCUUUUUCAUGCAACUUCCUGACACUCUGCCUGGACAGCCUCCAAGUCAAGAGACAAGGCCUAUAAAGACUGAGGUGCAGAGUGAGGAUGGCCACGUGUUACUGGUCAAGGACAAGGGGCAGGACACGAAGGCUGCAGAAGACAGCUGUACCUUGCGGGAUGUGUCAGAGGGCCAUAUUGGGAAGCUAUUUGUACGCAAGUCUGGCAAGGUUCAGCUUCAGCUGGGUAAAGUCAUGCUAGAUGUUACUAUGGGCACAUCAUGUUCAUUCUUGCAGGAGUUGGUGUCAGUCAGUGUUGGUGAAUCUCGUGGUGGGGAGAUGAUGGUCCUGGGUCAUAUUCAACACAAGCUUGUUUGCUCCCCAGAUUUUGAGUCUCUGCUGGAAAAAAGACAGAGCUAAGCGGCUCCCAUACCACCUAAAACCAUGAACUGUCGUGCUGUCGCCUGUGAAUGCUAACACAACACUUGUGUAUGUUACCUGACUAGUUGUGCUACAGAGUGGUCGGAUGAUGUGUAGCUGGUGGGUGUGGUUACUUCUCUAACCCUAUGACAUCACUGCUUUUUGACUAGUAUUAAAGAUGGAGUGAAAAGAAGAGUCUCAGGACAUGCCUAUCCUCUGUACUGUACUAUAGCAAGAAGAAGUGUGGAAUUUACAGACAGAAACUCAUGCCUUGGUGCACAAAACAAAAUGUAGAAAGAUGUAUAAAUGGGGAUAUGUACAGCCAGAAUAGUAAGCAGAUCAUUUUACAGUCGUGUUAAACUGGUUGGAUGGAUCAGUCAGUGCAGAAUCAUCCCCAGUCUGAAUUCCAAGGCUUUGGAAAACACAUUUUCUUUGAAGAAAUCGUUUGGGGGGAAAAGUAACAAAGAGAAAUUUUGGAAAGCUCAAGCAUGUUUAUUUUGAAAAUCUGUGUUUAAAUAAAAUAAAUAUUCUGUUACUUUGGAACAAUUAAGACUUUAUGUUAACACGGUGAAUUUGUCAUAAAAUGUAUGACUGGUACUACAAUAAAUAAUGAAUGCAUGUCACUGUA
Messenger RNA from Xenopus laevis (African clawed frog), 1879 nucleotides. RefSeq names its product polymerase (RNA) III (DNA directed) polypeptide D, 44kDa L homeolog (gene polr3d.L). The record is from RefSeq and is a predicted model, not a curated record. Bases 16 to 1251 code for a protein of 411 amino acids. Gene Ontology annotation, molecular function: DNA binding. Gene Ontology annotation, cellular component: nucleus; RNA polymerase III complex. The transcript has 9 exons. Gene Ontology annotation, biological process: tRNA transcription by RNA polymerase III; transcription by RNA polymerase III. NCBI's taxonomy places the organism in Eukaryota, Metazoa, Chordata, Amphibia, Anura, Pipidae.